This is a messenger RNA of Penaeus indicus, 1102 nucleotides long. RefSeq lists its product as uncharacterized. The record is from RefSeq and is a predicted model, not a curated record. The transcript has 8 exons. Gene Ontology annotation, molecular function: RNA binding. Bases 1 to 1038 code for a protein of 345 amino acids. Lineage: Eukaryota; Metazoa; Arthropoda; Malacostraca; Decapoda; Penaeidae.
AUGUUUGGCUUUUUAAGGGCCAAUUUCUCACCUACUAUUACCCCCAAAAAGACGCAGAAGAAGACCGGUAAAAAGACCCCCAAGAAAGUGGAACCCGAGGAACCCAAGGAGGAGAUGGAAGUAGAGGACAUGAAGGAGAAGGUGGAAGGAAGCAAAAAGACAAGGAGGAGGAAGAAGAGGAAGAGGACAGUGAAGGCAGAAGAUACUGAGACCAAGGAAAACGAGUCCCCUCCAAAAAAGACAAAAACAGACCUUGAGGUCCCCAGUGAAAAGACGCAGAAGAAGACGGCUAAGAAGACCCCAAAGGAGGAGGAACCCGAGGGACUCAAAGAAGAGAAGGAAGUAGAGGACACCAAGGAGAAGGUGGAAGGAGGUGAAAAGGCCAAGAAGAAGAGGAAGAGGAAAAGGAAGAGGAAGAGGUCAGAGAAGGCAGAAGAUGCAGAGGCUAAGAAAACAAAUGUACCAGAUGAAAAGCUGGAGCUUGAAGGGGAGCUGUUGGACAUGCAUGCCAAGCGCAAGACUGACACCUGUGAGCGGACCCUCGUCAUCAAAAUGAAGAAAUUCAAACAAGAGUACAUAAAGCAGAGGCCAGAUAUCUGUAAGGAUGCGCUCUUCUAUGGCAUAAAGUUUGGAAAAUUGUGCUUUGCGGUUUACAAGUCGAAGGCAGAGGCCGAGGAUAAAUUGACUGAGCUGAAGAAAAAUCCAGAAGUGAACUAUGCAUGGCAUUGGAAGCAACAGCAGAUCAAUGCAACUGUGAAUCCAUACACAUUGUUUGUUGAACAUUUACCAGAGGGGACUACAAAGGAGGAAUUGCAGAAAAUGUUCCCAAGCGCCACAGUCAUACACUAUGAUGCAAACAAACUCUUCGUCAACCUGGCCUUCUCAACCAAGGAAGAUGCUGAGACAAUCUUCAGAGAAUCCGAAAAUCUGAAGCUAAAAGGUGUGGGGAUCAUUGUACUUUUCGGCAAAUAUGGCUACAACUGGGAGCGGGAACCCAGAAAAGGAACUAGAAAGCAAUUGAAACCUCCAACGGAUUGAAAAGUAUAAACGAAAAUGAAGAAGACUUUAUUUGUAUUUUGUAUGAAUGAAAGUUAAACUUUGA